AUGUUUAUAUUAUAAUUUAUUCUUGGAACAAGAGACUCUCUUCUAUUUAGUAGUAGCAUUCAGAGAUACAUGUAUCCAAAGCAAACAUUAGGAUUAGUUGAAUUGCUUAAGAAACUCUUUAAAUAAGAAAUUUGUAAAGAGAGUCCAGAGAGUGAAGUAAUUGCAGAAAAAACAUUUGAAAGCAUGAAAUUAGCAUUAUAAUUCAUUGGUUGGAUGAUUUUAUACUACAUUGUAUAAUGGUGUUUGAGUUUUGUGAUAGGUGAGAUAGCAUCUUCUUUUUUUUAUUGGAUUUGUGUGAUUGCCACAUAUUCUAAAUAUGCAGCAGGUAUGUGGAUUAGGACAUAAGAAGUAACAUAAGAAGCAAUAAAAAUGGAAACAAAUUUUUAUCUAAAUAGAUCAUUUGUUAGCUAUUAGAUAGAUGAAUCAGAAGUUUUAUUAAUGUUAGAUUAUUCUAUGACUAGGAUCAUUUUUAGUGUGUUAUUUUAAUUGUAAUCUAAUAUUUUGUGCUUUGUAAUAGGAAAUUAUUUACCAUUCCCAUUAAAUCUAUUAAAAAUUCCAAUAUAUUCUUUAUUCAUAUCAAUCUAAAAUAUAUCAGCAAAAAUACCAUAUAAGAAACAUUUAGCAUACUUUUAUAGUUAAAAUAUUGGUUAUUUAAUUGGAUUUAAUUUUUUAUUUUCAUGCUAUCUACAUAUAUCAUCAUUUCCCUUUUUUACAGGAAUUUUAUGGUUUAUUAUGCCAUUAUAUUUAUUAAAUGCAAUACCAAUUGAACCACCAAGAUUUGAAAAUAGUGUGAAUAACCUUUAACUAAAGGAUUACUUAAAUAUUUAUAGUUCUUAAGGGGAUAGUUAAUUAUCAAUAAAAAGAGAUUCAUAUGUAACACAUCUUAAUGUAUAAAUAUAAUUCACUAUUUUUAGAAAUAUUUUAAUGAUUAAAAUUAUGCAUCAAUUUGUGAAAAUUAAAUCUCUUAUAUUUCUAUGCCUACCCUUUUAGUGCCUUAGGUUUUAUAAAUAUUAUAGAAAAUUAUUUCAAAAUUAUAAGGACAUCAACAUGAAGAUUGA
Molecule: messenger RNA, 1058 nt
Organism: Paramecium pentaurelia
Lineage: Eukaryota; Ciliophora; Oligohymenophorea; Peniculida; Parameciidae
Source: the annotation of a GenBank genome assembly